Ipomoea nil (Japanese morning glory) is the source of this 1304-nucleotide messenger RNA. RefSeq names its product survival of motor neuron-related-splicing factor 30. Bases 155 to 1054 code for a protein of 299 amino acids. The transcript is spliced from 8 exons. Gene Ontology annotation, cellular component: nucleus. NCBI's taxonomy places the organism in Eukaryota, Viridiplantae, Streptophyta, Magnoliopsida, Solanales, Convolvulaceae. The record is from RefSeq and is a predicted model, not a curated record.
CCUAAAAAAUCUUUCGCUACUGGAUACGAGGGUUUUUUGUUUCCCUCCUCGCGCAAUCGUUCCAACGCAAAGAAUACUCGUUCAGACCUUCAAUCAAUCUCUGUCGAAUUCGAAGAAAUUUUGCCGAAGAGAAAUAUAAAGGAUUUUGUUAAAGAUGCAAAGCGGAGGCGAAGAGGUUAGCAUUGAAGAAUUGGCUUCGAAUCUAUCUACUUACAGAGAACAGCUUCAACAGGUUCGCGCACUAUUAAAUGAUGACCAUGGCAACUCUGAAUAUUUGGACAUGGAGAAGGAACUUGUCGAGGUUAUUGCUUUGACAGAAGAGCUCCUUGCAACUGCUAAACAAAAUGAAGAUGUUGGACUGGGUACUGGGGACAGUGCUGAUGCAUCUUAUGAUCUUGGCCAUCUAGGGAGCACUUCGGAAUCUACGUCUUCAUUUGCUCAGACUGAUAAGUUUCCUGUUGGCACUAAAGUACAAGCUGUUUGGAGUGAGGAUGGAGAGUGGUACGAAGGAACCAUCGAGGCACAUACUCCAAAUGGCUAUUAUGUUACCUAUGACGUGUGGGGAAAUAAGGAAGAGGUAGAUCCUGCUAAUAUUAGGCCAAUCCAAGGAGAUGUCAAUCCCUUGCUUGAAGCUGAAAAGGUUGCCGAGGCCACAAGACAGGCUUUGAAGCGGAAGAUUGCUCAGGCUGCCGUCAUUGAUUACCAGUCUAAGAGUCUACCAGCAAAGCUCCGCAUCGAACCUAAUGAUCCUGAAGAUGUGAAAGCUGCAAAGAAAAAGAAGAUUCACGCCUUUAAAUCUAAAAUGCGGAUAGAGAAGCUUGAGGUUGCCCAAAACAAGAGGCAAAAUGCUUGGCAACAAUUUCAGUCAACUAAAGGCCAAACUAAGAAGGUUGGUUUCUUCUCGGGUCGAAAGCGGGAAAGCAUCUUCAAGUCCCCCGAUGAUCCUACUGGGAAGGUUGGUGUAACGGGAAGUGGGAAAGGCCUGACAGAUUUUCAGAAGCGGGAGAAGCAUUUGCAUCUGAAAGGUGCCAACAUCGAGGGAUCCGAAGAGUAGGUGUAAGCCAUGUCCCCUUCCAUUGGUUGAAUGGCAAUCUUAAUCUUAACUAAAACACUCUUCAGAAGCAGGCUGAACCAAGCCAAAUCGUCCUUUCUUCUGUCUCAUCUUGUAUUUGUUCUGUUGAGUUUCCAUCUAUCUAGGCUGUCACUGGAAGCACAAAUGGAUGUUGAUAAUGAAGUUUAGAUUUAAGAACAUGGUUGUUUCCUUGAAAAUUUGAUAUAUAUAUAUAUAUAUAUAUAUAUAUAUA